Messenger RNA from Necator americanus (New World hookworm), 255 nucleotides. RefSeq lists its product as uncharacterized. The transcript has a single exon. The coding region runs from base 1 to 255 and encodes 84 amino acids. NCBI's taxonomy places the organism in Eukaryota, Metazoa, Nematoda, Chromadorea, Rhabditida, Ancylostomatidae. The record is from RefSeq and is a predicted model, not a curated record.
AUGAAGAGGCCCUAUCAGCUUGUGGCCUACAAAGAACCGUUUUUCUUGACAUUUGAAGUCCUCUGCAAAGAAGAAUUUGCAGUGGAGUUACUUCGAGUAUCGAGUACUGUUGAUACUAAUCUGCAACAGCUGUUUCCAUCUCGUAUCACCGUAAUUCAUGACUGGAAAGAGGGCAAAGUCGCAGAGCUCGUCACGGUGGUGGACAAAGCAGCAGCGUAUGUUGAUGAACCGUUUUUACUACAGUUCAAUUAUUAA